AUGGCUUUUCAAGUUAGUCCGCCUUGGAAACCCUUUUACGUCGAGGUUUGAAAAUGAAGAUGAACUAUGUUCAAGUAUUAGUCAAGAUUAUUUUUAUAUCCUUGUUUUUCAUUGCUUCCUGUGAUGCCUUGUAAGUAUCGUUAAAAAUUCAGUUUUAACAUCUCUUUAACUAUAACAUAAGAACUUGUUUUUAAUAGUGCGCGUUUUAUGCACGGAACAGUUGAUCUUUGGAGACAAAGAAAGAAGACGAGAUCUUCAUAAGCUCGAAGCCUCCAAAUAUUUAAACAUAUAUCGAGACCUUUUCACUAUGUGAUAUCUGAUGGAAUAAUAUCAAUUUAAGUCCAAACCUUCUGCGUGUUUAACAGCUGCAGCUUUAAACAGAAUUCAUCAGUGGACCGUACUACGGUUACAGUAAUAUUUCUUUUGGGUGCACUGCUUCGCAGCCCCAAAACGUCUUUUUUGGAUAAAAAUUGUCAAGAUACUGGGCAAAAUCACUUACUAAAAUAGUUAUAACAUUCUAACCUAAGUAUAUCGUUUUUAAGCCCAAACAACUACGGUACGUAAAUCAAAAACAGGGAAUGCCUGAUUUUGAUUAUGUAUGUGACGGCGGCGGUAUGUCCGGGUGCCUAAUACAUACAUAGACCACCGAUUUUAAGCUGAGCAUUGCUCUCCGUACGAACUGCCAUUUUGAAUAGUGAUCAAAAGUGGCUAACGAGUCUUAGUCGAUGAGUGUCGGCUUCUGCGACGGUUGUUGAAUGGUUGUAUAGAAAGAAUGACGUCGAUAGUUUAUUUGAAUUUUCUGUUUCCUGAGGAAAAAAAACUGUUCUGAUCAACCGUUUUAAACAGUAGCAGACUGGUAUUAAUAUUCAUGGACCGCUUUUCGUUAAGAACCUUAGUCUUGGGCACUAAAGUGCUAAAAGGUUGCCCAACUUUACAAGACAUCAACCACGGUGUUUUACAGUUAAAUGUUUUUUCUACUAGAAGAUUCUUAAUCAUAUGGCUUUUUCUCCUCAGACAAAGAAGUGACAAUAAGACAUUUAUCAAAGAAAAAGAGUGGGGUGGUGAUAUGGAAAAAAGAGAUAAUGGAACAUCUUUAGAAGAUAAAGAGCACCUAGAUAAUAGGACGGACAGUAGCGAUAAUGCAACAUCUAUUCAUGACAAAGAAUGCCUAGGAGAUGCACAAAACUGCAGCAAUACUACAGCUUCUGUAAAAGAGCGCAUCAGCAAUGCAACAAAAGACAGAGAAUGGAUUCAAAAUUCUACCAACAUCUUUAAGAAGAUAAUGGAAAACUACGAUCCCUCUAUAGCUCCCUACGUGCCAGGUAUGUGACAUUUCGUUCAACCCUCAUCUACGUGUAUCACCACUUUUCAGACUUUUAACAUUUACAAAGUAUUGCAGUCAAAGUAGAUGUGCAGGGGCGGAUCUAGGGGGAGGGUGCAGGGGGUGCGCACCCCCCCCCCCACCCCCAGAGAUGACCUGCGGUUUUCUAAUACAACUGGUAUUCUGCCAAAAAAAAACUAGGUGGUUUAUUGGUGUUGAAGUAGAGCAAGAGACGAGUGCACCCCCUCCUAAAAAAAAUUCUGGAUCCGCCCCUGAUGUGGCUUGAAUAUAUUUAUCAACAGGAUACUUUGAACAUGUUCGGAGUUCCCAAGUCUUUGAAGCAUCGGUAUCUUGGAAAAUCAAUUCUGUCGUGGUUUCGAUUCCUCGAAGCGUUGUUAUGGUAUAGAAGGCUGAUGGCAAUAUCAUAUCAUUACUGGUUGCUUGAUGAUUAAUGAGCCCCUUACUUAAUUGUAAUUGGAUUUAGACUAAAACAGAGUUCCAGCUGACAUAUUGUGUUGGUAAUCGUAUAGGAAUUUGUCUUAAAACUUGAUUAAUUGCUUUGUAAAAAAAUUUCACCAAAAGUGAAAGUGCCUAAAAUCAUCAAAUAUAAACUAGUCCAAAAAGCGUCAGUAAAGUCCAUAGCUAAAGAUCAUGUUUCCUGCAGUGAUAUAACUACGUGUUUUUCAUUAAUUAAGACCCUUCAUGGUCACAUGGCCCCGGGAGAUUGAAGUAUAACCCUGCUGGGAGAUCAGCUGUUCCAUCUUGGCUUCAUGAUGGUCUCCUCUGUUUUAUUUCUAUGUCCUCUGCUGUUUGAUAUGUGAUCCUCUAUUACAAAAACUACGAGUUUAUACGGGUUCAGUGACACAAUGUGUUGUAAUGUUUAGCAGUGUUCGUGGAAGAUAGCCUGAAGGUACGCAAGCAUUAUGGGAGUUUUUGGGAAGAGGAUGAGGGGUGGGCAAAAACUAGGAAUUGCAUGGCAAUGUUUUCGCUUUACCCGUGUAUAACUCCUAGGAAUAUGUUUCUAAAUAAGUCAUAGAAUUCCCCUUUUCAAUAGGGAAUGUUUUGAAAGACUUGUCGUUUUGUAUAAGAAACAACUGAGGAUUAGAAUCUAUCUCUGUGUUGUAUGUGUGUUUCCAUGUUGGCUUGAAAUCAGUGAAGGGGUAGUAUAACCAAACAUCAGAAUAAAUUGUAACUCUCUUUUACUUUCGUGUUUGCAGAAUAUAAUGUAUAGCAUUGUGGUCUCCCUGAUCUUGCCUUUCGCUUUCCCUAAACAAUCCCACAAGUGCUUGCAUGUGCACUUUUCGAUACUAUCGACCCAGGCUUUCAUAAAGCAAGCUUAGUUUGUGUGGCCAGUUUGUUGAGUUUUCCCCAGUGCAUAGAGUUUUUACAAGGCGGACGAGGGCCUUAGUUGCCCUGGGACUAUUUCUAGUGUGGUACAUCACUUGGAUUCAAAAUGGUAUGUUUAAGGAUUUUAAGUCUAACAGUUGCUCCAGUAGUCUAUAAAUAAUAUGCCACUAAGAUGUAUUUCUCAAGGCACAAAAGAUAUCGCCACCAUCGAGAAUUGUGUAUCAGUGAAGUUUUUUUGUCCCUUUUCAGGAUCUUGGUACUUUUAAAGUUAAAAUUUUCUAUAUUUGUUCACUUUAGUUCUCUUUAUUUAAAUGUAUAUCUUUAGGUAAACCAGUUAAAGUGAAUAUUGUUUUUGAGAUUCUUGCUUUUGGAGAAGUCGACGAGGCAAAUAUGGUAAGAACUGAAUGGAAACAUAUGAUAGCAAUAUAAGAUCCGUUUUAGCUGAAAAAGGUGUCAAUUAAUGGCAUUGUACCCUUGCACCAAAAGCCUGGUAAGCCUGGUAAGCCUUGUAUACCCUUGUUGAACCAGUCAAGUCUCGUUAUUCCUUAACCCAUUUGGUUGCUGCUGAUCGCACACCAGAUUCUGAGAUAUUAGAAGGGGGAAAACAUUAAAAGAUACUAAACACGUAUUUUAAGAAAGAUGUUAAAAUUGCUCCGCAAUACUGGGGAUAUAGAAAAUCUGCACAACUCUUUGUUGCAAUGUUGAGAAAAAGUUUAUCUUUGUUCAGAUUUUAGUCAGCCAGUUCUAAAAAGUAGAAAUUGAACGACUGGCCUUAACUUUUUUAUCUUCCGGGGGUAAUCGUUUCCUUCGUCCUUGCGUAAUGCUAAGAAAAGCCAGUUCCUUUUCACAAAUGAGAUCACUGUUAGGAGUAACAAUAUUAUAAUAUCUCCUUCAUACUGAUAAUGACACUGAUGUGACUUCAACUUACUGUCCAAUGAAAGUAUCUCUGUCAAGGCCGUAUAUCAACUCUUAUCUGUUAUCGUUUUAAAGAGCUAAAACUUAAUUCUUCAUAUCAAUUUAAUUCCAAACAAGAAGGUCCAGUUUUGUUAUCUAAGAUUGUAGGCAUUGAAACUGUUUCCUGUCGUUUGAUGCAACGGAUGGUAAAGAUGUAUUGAAACUUGAAAACAUGGGGUCAACUUUUUCAAGAUUUAAUGCUAAUUAUAUAGCCAACAGUUAUAAUGGUUAGUGCUCCUGAUGAAAUGUAGUUGAUCUUUUUUUCUUUUUGUGUAUGGGUAAAGACACUAGGUAAUGACUUCAGCACAGAAUUGACCAAAAACAGCAAUAUUACCCCGACAUAGCUCUUUUAAUUAUGAAUCAAUUCCUUCCCUGUAGGAAUACGGCUUGGACUUAGUUAACAUCCAGUGGUGGAGGGACAUAAGGCUGGCUCAAGGCCAGGACAGAACCUUCUCAUUUAGUGGUAAUGACAUAAAAAAGAUAUGGACACCAGACACUAUCUUCUUGAAUGCCAAGCAAUCUGAGAUUAAGAACGUGAGUUAUAUUCUAUGUUCACAAUUCAUAACUCUUGAAUCACAAAUAAUUACGAUAAAGAAAGUUUGCCAGAGAUUUACCAGUAUUAUAUUCAGUUAUAUAAUUGGAUCCAAUCUUCUUAUUAUGCCAAAUUUCGUAUCAAGGUAUAUCCAGAAACUGUAAAUCCUGCAUUAGUCAUCAACACUUGAUCCAGUUUUCUGGACCUUACAGUAGAGCUUACUCUAUUAGUGUUCCAGACCUUUUGGCGAAGCGUGAAAAGAAAUAAAAUUUUACAAUAACUGAGCGAAUCCUCGUGCGCUGAUUGGUCGAGAGCUUUGACCUAUGAGAGUAUAGACCAUGGAAAUGAGGUAACAUGUCACGCAGUGCCCGUUGCUUUGUUUUUGGUUUUUCGUAAAAAAAAAAUUGUUAUUGCAGUGAAACCACUCGCCUGCGGCUCGUGGUCCCACUUGAGUUUUGAACAUUUUAUGACGUCACUUCUAUGGUCUAUAAGAGUGUUGACCAUGGAAAAUUGUGGUCGAUUUGUUAAAUAAAUAAACACCAAACACCUGGGCUGAGUUAUUAAUACCCAGGUUAACUACAGACGUGCUCUUACUUAUUCUUCUUCGAAGCAGUUAAUCAUGUAGUUUUCCAGAAAGGUGACUUACGUGUAAUAGUGACACCAGCUCAACUUUUUCUCACAAGGUUAUGAAAGACAACCAGAUGGUAUUCGUUUUGCCUAACGGCCAUGUUACUCACAUGUCAAGGUGAGAAUUUUCUCUAAUCGCUUUCUUCGGAUUUUCCCCUGAGACAACGAGCAACAUUUAUCGCCUUUCUUAAAAAUUCUGUCGAAUUAGAGUUUGACAGCUAACCGUUCCCUCAACUAGGAGGGUUUUUCCAUAUGUCGGGAAAACCCAAGAAACGAGGAUUUUGAACAUUCUUGCAAAGCGGCUCGGCGUUUGCUGAGUCGAGAAGACAUGCUAGCUUAAAUUGUGACGAAGGGGGCUGGAGCGGAGCAAAUUUCCUGAGUGUGAUCUGGUUAAAGACAAACAAAACCACGUCGUAUUUGCUUCAUUUGUUUUCAUGAAGACAAUAUUCUGACCUAUUUUCUCAUGCCUCUAUUCUAAAUUUGCAAGCCUUUGCAAGACAACCGCAUAAUCUCUUUUCGUGUUCAAUUUCCCUUUCGUUUCUGAAUUCAGUUGAUCAUUUAUCAGUCAGCUUAGGCCUUUUCUGCUUUGUUUCUUCCUUUUAGGAUUGCAUUAAAAGUUGCCUGCCAUAUGCAGCUGCAGAUGUACCCACUUGACAGACAAAAGUGUGAUUUGGUGAUAGAGAGCUGUGAGUUGACUUUGAUAUUCCUAGAUUGUUUCUGCAAUCCUUUUAUUAUAGUUAUGGAUCAUUAUCCUUCCUGCGGCUGAAACUUUUUACAGUGGUCAUUUGUAAUUGUAUUUGUUCUUAUGUCUUUGCUGAUGUAGUAUCAUAGGCGGCUCAUACAGGCCAUUAUCAGGCAGUUUAUGAAAGCCGGAACGAUCUAAUGCUUAGCUGUCACGAAAGCAAAGUGUAUUGUAUGUAUUGUAAAAUGUAUUGUAAUACGUAUGUAUUGUAAAACUAAGCUGUUGAUCCAUUAAAGCUGAGAACAAAAAAUUUCAGUAAUUUCAAGCAAUAAUGAGUUAACCCAAACAGUUUAAAGGUUCAAAUACAAUUAUGCCGUCGACCUGUCCUGUCAGUUUGAUUCAGCUCGUAUGGUAUCUCCUUUAAUGACUAUGCAAUUAAUUACCCCAAUAAUGAUGGGAGAAAAAAAAAGAUGUUUGGGGCUCAAUUGAGGAAAACAGGAUAUCAAUUUUAAUUUAUCAACGGAACAAAUCAGUGAACAAAAGCAAAGCUAACAAAAUGAUGCAAAUUCUCAUGAAAUCGGACCUACAUUCCUUUCGACAAACUAAAGAUGUGAUUUCCCUUUAAUUUUUUUGUGUUGUGAUCACUAGGAUUUUUAACUGACAUUUACCUCUUACGCCAAUUAAACAACUAUUUUCGGCCUUGAUUAGUUUCACUAGCUGAUUCCAAGUUGGUUUACGAAUGGGGAAACUUCUUAGCAAGCAAGUGCGUCGUUGAGGUGUAUGAUGAUGCCAUGGCUCAGUACGAGUACAAGGGGGCAAACCUAAGUUACAAGCAUGGGAAAUUCUCCUCUGGUACGUAACCUCGUUCUUAAUAUCAUUGAGUGAUUUCUCGCGCCCUGAUUGGUCAGGAGCUCUACGGUGAUGACGCAGAAAUGACGUAGCUGUUUGUCCCUAGCUCUCUUCAAGUAAUUUCCCAAGAAACUUCCAGUCGCCAGAAUUGGUCGCUGAAAAAUUUUAUUGCCUAGCAUUGAUUGUCACUUGGGUGCAACUCUUUAGUUUCCAAAGAUGUACCUGCAUUUGUUCAGUCAUUAAUUCAGCCAUUAAUGUCAAACAAGAGAGGAUAAUUACCUUUUCUAAUAAUCCUGUCUUGUGUUCACGGCAAGGGGGUCCCCUAGGGACUUUUUAUCCCAUCUGCCGGAAGUCUAAAGCCCACACUAAUUACCGAUUAUGUGCUUCUCAUUCUAUAUGCAGGUGGUUUCUCAAACGUGUACGCUACAUUUGUAUUUGACCGCCGUACGUCAUAUACGGUUCUUCAAGUGUUCCUCCCAAGUUAUUUGAUCGUUAUUCUGUCAUUCAUGGCCCUUUGGCUGCCACAAGAUGCUGUGCCCGCCCGAGUGGCCCUUGGAAUAACAACUGUGCUUACAAUUGUUUAUUUUCUUGGUAGGUCCGACUGUAGUAUAUCUUCCAACUGUCAUCGCUAACUCGCUUUGCUCCCUGGAAACUCAAGAAGCCAGAAGAAUCACCAACAAACUUUAAAAGUUCUAUUAUUACCUUCGGGAGAAAUUCCUCUUUCAUUACAUCUCGAUUUCUUAAUUCACAACAAUUCAUAAAAAAACAUUUGCGUCCGUAGAUUGUAAACAUUAUGUUUAGCCAAACUGGUACUGUGAGUAAACCUGUUUUCUCCCAGUGCUUUCUUGGCCUUUAAGAUGGGUGGUAAAACGCUGGGAACGAGGUUGAGAUCUCAUUUGGGUCUUUUGAUGCACUUGUGGAUGCAAUGUUGUUGUUCAUUGUUAAGCUAAGUACCAGUAAAUGUUUUUUUGCGUUAGUAACGCAUACCCAACUCACUUUCUGCUUUCUGGCGUUUGAAAGGGAAGGGAAGACAUACCGGUACAUGAAGAGCGCGCCCUUCGUAUACCAAUCGCCUUCUCAAGGACCUAUUGCAUUCUCGAGCACCCAUGGUAUUCUUGUGCCCUCAUCGCAUUUCCUUCCACUAAACGCAUCCUUGCGUGCCCAUUGCAUUCUUGCCUACCAACUGAAUUCUCGUGCGUCCUUUGCAUUCUCGUGUUCCCAUUGCAUUCAUGCAUGCCCAUUGUAUUCGUAUGCGCCCAUUACAUUCUUGUGCAAUCAUUGCAUUCCCGUGCGCCCAUUGCAUUCUGGCGUGCCCUUUACAUCCUUGUACGCCUAUUGCUUUUUCGUGCCCAAUGCAUUCUCGUACACCCAUUACAUUCUCGUGCGCCCAUUGCAUUCUGGCGUGCCCUUUACAUCCUUAUACGCCUAUUGCUUUUUCGUGCCUAAUACAUUCUCGUGCACCCAUUGCAUUCAGGUGUGCCCAUAGCAUUAUUGUACCUCUAUCGUAUCCUGGUGCUCUCAUUGCAUCGCUUGUACAACAACUGCAUUCCUGUGCGCCUAUUGCAUUCUCACACGCCCAUUGCAUUCUCUUGCACCCACUGCAUUCCCUUGCGCGUCAAUUUUUUCACCUUCUCAUCAAACACCUGCCACUCCCACUAUUCAUAAUGUGACUAUUUGUUUUCUAUUGCAAAUAGGAAGCGUCAACAGUAGAAUGCCCCGUGUGUCUUACUUUAAGGCCAUUGAUUGCCACUUGUUCGUGUCCUUUGGUUUUGUGUUUUCCACCAUGCUGGAGUAUGUUAUUCUUCUUAAUACCAAGGGCAGGAAUACAGGAAAGCCAGAUAAUCAUGAGAAAUGCGAGGUAAGCAAUCGUUAGGAUGGUUUCAAAAAUAUACUUUAGUGGGGUUUUACAAGGACAACCGGACCAAGUAAUAUCCUCCAGUUCCUUUAGGAAGUGCGUGUGUUUUAUUAUGAGUUGAAGAGAGGGUCAUAGAAAUCAAGAGACGAAUAAAAGUAAGAUGUUGUAUUUGCUAAUAACCUGAGGAAACAGCCGGCGUUUCGCGACGCCACCCACCAAUGAUUUCCCCGGGAAUGUCUGAGGAAGUAGCGCAGAAAUUCUAUACUGAUGUCGUAUUACUACCCACUGCAUCUGGGUAGUGCUUCUGAUCGGUUGAAGAAAAUUUUUGACCAAUCAAAAGCACAACCCAUAUGAGAGCAGUGACCGGCUUCAUGAGUAUGAAUUUCCUGCUGUCGUUCCUCAUACGUCAUUUCACGGGGAAACCGUUGGUGGUGUCCUGAAAUGUAGGCUGUUUUCUCAGGCUUCUUAAACCACACCUAUUUUCAGACCAAAACGGUUGAUCUAAAAAUCUAAUCUAAAACUGACCCCCGAACAACACAAAUGCGUUAGGGGCACGUGUUAGGUGUUUCUGGUUAGAUGGAUGGAUCUACUAGAUCGCUACCGUGAAUAAAAGUUGAAGGAGAGAGCGACCCCCUCACGCUAGCUGAUUUAUAUUUCAAUCUUAGCUUACAUAAUCUUCGUGGACCAUAUAUUAUUUAAUGAAUUUUUUUUCUUCAAUUGUUAAUUAUUGUAUUUAAGACAAUUAACAAUUAUCCACCUGAAUAUCUGAGAGACCUAUUUAGGUUAAGAGACAACAUUAAAAACUUGAGAGCCCAGUGCUCGUUGGACUUUUUAGGGGUUAACAAGCUGCAAGUACCGACUCGUUAUGGCAAGAACUCAGUAAAGUACUUGGCGGCUGUUACUUGGAAGAAGAUUUCUGAUAUCUUAAGAUGCCUCAGCACAUUGUCAGCUAAGGUUCUAGCUAAUUCGAUAUAAUAUCUAUGUUCUAUUAAGUAAUAGUAAUUGGGCUUUUUAUUGUAAAUAGCUAUAUGUGACGUAAUUUUAGGCUUUAUACUGUAAAUAAGUUUUUGGAUUUCCCUUUCUUUCUCUAUUAUUCUAUUUAUUUGUUUUGUUUUCUUUGUUUUUUUUUCCUCGGCUUAAUAGCAUAUUUUUUGCUAGAGGUCUAACCAACAUCAUCAAACCCUAGAUUAAAUAAAGCUUCCUUUAUUCAUUCAAUUACCAAACGUUACGAUUUUUAACAGCUUGGCUUGUUGGACAACCAUGUAUCAGAGGAUUCGUCGCGUAACAACUGUUAUGGAACAGAUGUAGUAGGACGUUACCCAGUUAAAAACGAAGAAGAAGAUGAGGCUAAUGGCUCAAUCAUGGCAGUUCAGAGGAGAAAAAAGACAUCACGUGACACUGUCCCAGUUCACUUAAUAGACAGACUCUCCCGGGUUCUGUUUCCCGCUUCGUAUGGAGUAUUCGUGGUAGUUUUCUGGGUGGUCUGUGCAACACAGUCACCUCAAAAAGAGCAAUUAGAUCUUUGCUGA
Porites lobata is the source of this 9696-nucleotide messenger RNA. The record is from the annotation of a GenBank genome assembly. Lineage: Eukaryota; Metazoa; Cnidaria; Anthozoa; Scleractinia; Poritidae.